CAACGGGAAUUUAUUUCUUACAGUUCUGGAGGGCUGCAAGUCCAAGAUCAAGGCCCUGGCAGAGUCUAUGUCUGGUGAGGGUCCACUUUCUGGUUCACAGACAGUCGUCUACCAGCUGUGUCCUCACAUGGUGGGGGUGAGGGGUAAAGAACCUUUCUGAGCCUCUUUUAUAAGGGUGCUAAUCCCAUAGGUUCACCACCUCCCAAAGGGCUCAUCUCCAUAUAUCAUCACACUGGGGAUUAGGUCCCAACAUUAUGAAUUUUGGGAGACAUAAAUAUUCAGUCACUAGCAGGAAGGCAGAAGCAUGUGUGGCUCAGAAUGACCUCAACAUGAGUAGAAGGCACACCGCAUAACCCACCUAGUUGUUCAGAGCUCUACGUAGCAGGAAGCAAUGCUUUCAGCAUAAUUUCACUUUAAAAAAUUAAUAAAGUAAGGCAGUUUGUUUGGAAGCCAAACAUCAUAGUCUACACUUUAAAAAAAAAGUAUGUUUGACACUGUAGAAUUUUGAGGGACGGCUCCAGAUGGAAAACAAGCACCAUUUUCAGCAAUGGCAAAUAAAGGGCAAGUUUAGUAAAUACUCAAAACUAUAAUGAGCAGAAAUCUCACAAGGCAAGCUUUCUAAAGUGCAGAUUUCCGGGCCUCAUCUAUCCUAACCUAAUUCAUCAGCUAUAGUGUAGGGCCUAAACCCUGAACCUGUAACAAGGAUCUUCUGGGAAUCUGAUGUAGGUGGUCCUUGGCCUACCAUUUGAGAAACUGGCUUAGACAGUGUUUUACCAGAAGUUACUAGGGUUGUUUGAAUCUGGAACUGUCUCUGGAAUUACCUUGUUAUCUGUCACAGGAACUUGGGGUUGAGAACACAUUUCCCAUCAAAAAGGAUUCCAAGCCCAGGAGUUGUGCAGGGGUGACACACUUUGUAGUGGUUUUAUGGAGUUGAAUGUGGUAGACAAACGUUGGAGAGGUAAGGCUUUCUAAACCUUCUUGUACGGCAGGAUAUUUCCCGAAUUUACUCAAGUCAUGCAACCCCUUCAGAAAACAAGGCUUGUCAGGCCACAAUGCUACACGAAGCCUGCUAAUGGGUUUUUAAAAACAGUAGAGAAAGUGAAAAAACAGGCCAUCUUGCUGUUCCGUCCAAGGAAGAGGAAAUGGCCACUCGAAAUUUGGAAGCACGUUUUUUGGUAUCCCUGUUUCUCUCUGAACCUUGACUUUUUGUGACCUAGCAAUGCUCCUCUUUCUUCUGAGGCCUGACUCCCUACUUUGAGUAACUCUAGAAUCUGAUUAAAGCGCCAAUAAUCAAAUUUUUAACCCAAACGAGUAGCCAACGCCCUUAACCUAGAGGCUGGGCCGGAGCUGAGGUUCAGGCUGAGCGGGGUGAAGCGCUGACACAGCUCUCACGAAUCGCAAUGCGCACUCGAGGAGCGGGCGCCAUCUUCGCGGCGGAGGGGCUCAACUGCGCCCCUAGUUCUGCUCUUUCAGGCUCUUGGCCCUGGACUCGGUCGCGAGGGUCAAAGGUCGCGGGCGGAGAGGCCCACAGGCCCCGCGCCGCCGGAAGCUCGGUCUUCGGGCGGCCGCGUUCUCAGCGAGCGCGCCGGGUGCUCCACGGCCCGGGCCUCUUAAGUCGUUCGCGACCUGCCCCGGUUCGGCCCGCCCCGAUUCCUGGACACGCGAGCGACACCGGCCGCCCCGGGUACUGUGGCCUAAAAACCGGCUUGCUGACGUCCCCCAUGGUGGGGUUCAUGGUGACCAAUCAGUGCACCUUCCACAGACCCGUCAGCUUUCCUCAGGUCCCAGUGGCUGCGCUGGCCGUGGAGAAGGUGGGUCACUCCAGCGUGCAUUACCGCCUUGCUCUGUUUCCCCCGGAGCCCACCGAGGAGCCGCCUUCAGUAGAUCACCAGGACCUCAGUGAUGGCUUUUUUCUUGGCCACCCCAAGCUGGUGCAUUUUGCUGCCUUGGCCUGCACCACCGGGUCUUCAGUCCAUGUUUUUGUAAAUCCAGCCACCAGCAAGCCUACAGGCCUUCCCAACGACUUCAGGAACGGGCUCCUCAGGCUGAUGCACCCGGCUUCUGCGUGAAUCGUCUGUAGAUGGAACUGUGCCUGUCAGAAAAUAAAGUUUAGAUUAUUCUCUCAAGAAUUUCUUUUGAUUUCUUAGCAUAUAUUUUUACCCUUAUAAUAAGUGUCAGUUCCUCUAAAGUUGUUCAAACAGAGUGUUCUGGCUCCACUGGUCAGCCAUCUCCUUGCAUUGGGCCUGGGGCAAAAUGCUUUACAAUAGAGCCGUGCCAACCACCCAGUGCGGAAGGUACUGCUCUUAUCUCCCUUUACAGAAGAGAAAAAGGUUUGCAGAGUGGAAGUAAUUGGCCUAAAGUCGUUCAGCUAGUGAAUUGAUCUGACUCUGAAGUCUCCUGGGAGUGUUCUCUUCACGCAUCUCUAUCUCCAAUAUUUUAGCAGCAUGGCCACCUCUUCCUGUGGCUUGGGAUCACUAAUCUGGUAUGACUCCUUCCUCAGCUUCUUAUAGUUAAUAACUGUAUGACCUCCUUUAAAAAAAAAAACGAUGUGAAUGUAAAAAGAAAACAUCUUUCUAUCAUGUAUUUAAAACAACAAACCUUUGAUAAUUUUCUGAUAAAUCCACAGCCUCCAUCAGUCACACAUGCCAUGGGAUGAAAUCUAAAAGCAACCAUGAGGUAAAAAAAAUCU
Molecule: messenger RNA, 2689 nt
Organism: Manis javanica (Malayan pangolin)
Lineage: Eukaryota; Metazoa; Chordata; Mammalia; Pholidota; Manidae
Cellular component (GO): mitochondrion
Molecular function (GO): fatty acyl-CoA hydrolase activity
Source: RefSeq, a predicted model, not a curated record